AUGAUUUUGCAUCUUUUAGAAAAAGGUGCUGAUAUGGACAUAAAAGAUUUUGAACGUUUGAGUCUAUUUGAUCAUGCGAAAAAUAAUCAAAUCGAUUUGGAUACAAUAAAAAGUGACAAAAUAGAAAAUUCAAAAGAAUUUGAAAAUCGAUUAUAUGCUUUACAAAAAUUUGAUAAUUUUCUUAGGAAGUUACAAUCUGUAGAUUUUAUUGGGUAUGUAGAAAGUAAAAAUAUUAGUAAGUUAGAUAAUAGAUUAUUUUAUAAAGUUCGAAAAAAAGAUCUUUAUAAAGUAGCAAACAUUGAAGAAGCAAAAAUAAAAGUAAAAAAAGAUUUCUGUUCACAUUAUGCAUUAGAGAUUAUAUAAGAACUAUUAAAAUACAUUAAAAAUCUCAAAAUAUUUAAUCGAUCAACUCCAAUAGAAAUGAAUAAAAUAAAAACCGAAUUAAUAAUGGCAAUAGGAAAAGCAUUUAAAUAUUUAAAUGAUCAAUUAAGAUACAGCAGUUCAGAAAAAUUUAAAAAUGAUUGUAUUAUUCCAUUUAAAGAUGUUAUAGUUGCAAGUGAAUCUUACAAAGAAUUUUCUAAUAAAUUAGAAAAAAUUGAUUUGUAUGUCUUAUAUGAUAGAAAAUUAAAAGAAAUAACGAUUGUUCAUGCAUUAGAUUUAUUUCAAAAGAGAAAUGAAAAUUUCUCUAAAUGGAACAUCAUAAAGAAAGCCUUUUUGAAAUAUGAAGAAUCUGUUAAACAAUAUUUUCGUAUUAUUAUAGAUAAAAAGAAUACAAUUGAAUAUAUUGAUCAAAGAAACAAAAAGUUUGAAUAAAGAAUUAAAUUUGAAAAAAACAGCU
Messenger RNA from Rotaria sp. Silwood2, 838 nucleotides. The record is from the annotation of a GenBank genome assembly. Lineage: Eukaryota; Metazoa; Rotifera; Eurotatoria; Philodinida; Philodinidae.